AUGGCACCAAUCUAUGCCCCGUUCUCAGUGAACAGCUCUGGUUAUCUCCAAGUCUCCCCCGUCCAUUCCAUCUAUUAUGAAGAAUGUGGUCUCGCAACCGGCGUGCCCAUAGUAUAUCUUCAUGGAGGUCCAGGAGGAGGAAUAGAGGAUAGUGAUAGACAAUACUUUGACCCCUCCCACUAUCGCAGCAUCCUCUUCGACCAGCGCGGUUCUGGGAAAUCCACGCCUCACGCAUCCCUUGAAGACAACACGACCUGGGACUUAGUCUCCGAUAUCGAGGCCUUGCGACAGCAUCUCAAAAUCGAGAAGUGGAUAGUAUUCGGCGGGUCGUGGGGCUCUACCCUAUCCCUGGCCUACUCCGAGAAGUACCCUGAAAGAUGCAUAGGCUUGAUUCUGAGGGGUAUCUUCACGCUGCGGAGAGAAGAGCUGGAGUGGUUCUAUCAGAAGGGGGCAGAUAUGCUCUUCCCUGAUUUUUUCGAGGCCUAUAAGGCAGUGAUUCCGGUAGAGGAGAGAGGCGAUAUGAUGAAGGCCUAUUAUAAGAGACUCACGGGAGACAAUGAGGAAGAGAAGCUCAAAUGUGCCGGUGCAUGGAGCAGCUGGGAAACAGCCACAAGCAAACUGAUGGUUGAUCCCGAGUAUAUCAAGAAAGCCGAGGAUCCCAAAUGGGCGCUCGCGUUCGCGCGAAUUGAGUGUCAUUUCUUCGUCAACGGCGGCUGGAUGCGAGACGGUCAACUGAUCGAAGAAGCGCACAAGAUCAAGCACCUACCCAUCAUUAUUAUCCAGGGUAGGUACGACAUCGUGUGCCCUGCCAAGACCAGCUGGGAAUUAUACCAAGCGCUGGGAGGAGAGAAGAACUCUAACGUCACGUACCAAAUCAUCGGCGAUAGCGGACACAGUGCCCACGAAAAAGCCAUCGAGGAGGCGUUGGUGGAUGCCGCUGACAAGUUCAAGUCUUUGAAACCUUAA
This is a messenger RNA of Amorphotheca resinae ATCC 22711, 966 nucleotides long. RefSeq lists its product as hypothetical. Lineage: Eukaryota; Fungi; Ascomycota; Leotiomycetes; Helotiales; Amorphothecaceae. Gene Ontology annotation, molecular function: aminopeptidase activity. Gene Ontology annotation, biological process: proteolysis. The transcript is spliced from 4 exons. The record is from RefSeq and is a predicted model, not a curated record. Gene Ontology annotation, cellular component: cytoplasm. Bases 1 to 966 code for a protein of 321 amino acids.